AUGGCUCCGAAAAGAAAAUAUGACGACUCCUAUAUCAAAUUUGGAUUUAUUGCAAUCGAAACUAACCAUGAAACUCGACCACAGUGUGUUAUAUGUUCCACUGUUCUUAGUAAUGAUGCGUUGAAACCCGCUAAAUUAGAACGGCAUUUAAAAACUGUCCAUCCUAAAUUGAGUGAUCGACCACCAGACUUUUUCAUGGGUAAAUCAGAAAAUUUGAAAAAAAUGAAACUUGGAACAAGUGGUUCAAGAUUCGAGUUAAAUGAAAAAGUGCUAUCUGCGUCAUUUAAAAUUGCACAAUUAAUCGCAAAAUCAAAAAAACCACACACUAUCGGUGAAAAGUUAUUGAAACCUUGUUUACUAAAUGCUGUUGAAGAAGUUUUAGGUGAGGAAGCUAAAAAUAAAAUACAAGAAAUUCCAUUAUCGAAUAACACCGUGAAAGCUCGCAUUGACAAAAUAUCUUUCGAUAUUGAAGAAUAA
Molecule: messenger RNA, 477 nt
Organism: Acyrthosiphon pisum (pea aphid)
Lineage: Eukaryota; Metazoa; Arthropoda; Insecta; Hemiptera; Aphididae
Product: SCAN domain-containing protein 3-like
Exons: 1
Coding region: 1-477 (158 amino acids)
Source: RefSeq, a predicted model, not a curated record